CAUUGAAUACUUAUUCGUUCUUUUUCUCAUUUAUGUAAUUCUGAUUCUAAAUUAGAAAGAUACGGUUAGAAAUAGAUGUGGAUUCAGUCGCGAAGUCGCGUGGCCGCCGCCUAAAGCCACGUUCCACACAUUAGUACUACUGCUAUUAUAUUUAGAUCCGGAGAAACAAAAAAGUAAAGAAAAGAAAGAAAAAAAAAGUGUUGGGAUUUUCGUCAAUGGCGACAUUCAGCGAAGCACCGGCCGGCGACGCCAAAUCUGGCGAGAAGAUCUUCAAAACUAAGUGCGCUCAGUGCCACACUGCCGAGAAAGGCGCCGGCCACAAACAAGGUCCUAAUUUGAACGGGCUCUUUGGGAGACAAUCUGGCACCACCCCUGGCUAUUCUUACUCUGCUGCUAACAAGAACAUGGCCGUCACCUGGGGAGAGAACACUCUUUAUGACUACUUGCUCAAUCCCAAGAAGUACAUUCCUGGAACUAAGAUGGUUUUCCCGGGGCUGAAGAAACCUCAAGAGCGUGCAGAUCUGGUUGCAUAUCUCAAGGAGGCUACUGCUUGACUACUCUGACAUAUAUGAUUAUCGUUUUUUGAUAGCUAAGAGAUUCAUCACUUUUUCAUCCUGAUUCGGGAUUUUUUUUGAGGAAAGUAGUUAGAUAGUAAUUCGGUAAUAAGAGCAUAAGGCUAAACAGUUUGUUGCCCAUGAAUCGCAGGGGUUGGUUGGUUUCUUUAUGUUAUUUAUCUCUC
This is a messenger RNA of Salvia splendens (bonfire salvia), 739 nucleotides long. RefSeq names its product cytochrome c. Lineage: Eukaryota; Viridiplantae; Streptophyta; Magnoliopsida; Lamiales; Lamiaceae. The record is from RefSeq and is a predicted model, not a curated record. Gene Ontology annotation, molecular function: electron transfer activity; heme binding. The coding region runs from base 216 to 554 and encodes 112 amino acids. The transcript is spliced from 3 exons.